AUGCACAACAUUCAGUUAGUGCAAGAAAUAGAAAGGCAUGAAACCCCGUUAAACAUUAGACCUACGUCUCCGUAUACCUUGAACCCGCCUGUCGAGAGAGAUGGCUUUUCUUGGCCAAGUGUAGGGACAAGAGAGCGUGCUGAGGAAACGGAAGAGGAGGAGAAGGAGCGAAUCCAACGUAUUUCAGGCGCAAUUAAAACCAUUUUGACCGAACUUGGUGAAGAUGUCAAUAGAGAAGGUCUACUAGAUACCCCACAAAGAUAUGCUAAAGCUAUGCUUUAUUUCACCAAAGGUUAUCAAACGAAUAUCAUGGAUGACGUCAUUAAGAAUGCUGUCUUUGAAGAAGAUCAUGAUGAAAUGGUCAUUGUUCGCGAUAUUGAAAUCUAUUCCCUAUGUGAACAUCAUUUAGUGCCAUUUUUUGGUAAAGUUCAUAUCGGAUACAUACCAAAUAAGAAGGUCAUUGGGUUGAGCAAGUUGGCCAGAUUGGCGGAGAUGUACGCGAGAAGGCUCCAAGUUCAAGAAAGACUCACAAAGCAAAUUGCAAUGGCAUUAAGUGAUAUUUUGAAACCAUUAGGUGUCGCCGUUGUUAUGGAAGCAUCUCAUAUGUGCAUGGUCUCGAGAGGUAUUCAGAAAACGGGAUCUUCCACAGUAACCUCUUGCAUGCUCGGAGGGUUUAGGGCCCAUAAGACAAGGGAAGAGUUCUUAACCCUUUUAGGAAGAAGAAGUAUUUGA
Messenger RNA from Saccharomyces kudriavzevii IFO 1802, 732 nucleotides. RefSeq names its product GTP cyclohydrolase I (gene FOL2). NCBI's taxonomy places the organism in Eukaryota, Fungi, Ascomycota, Saccharomycetes, Saccharomycetales, Saccharomycetaceae. Gene Ontology annotation, cellular component: cytoplasm. Gene Ontology annotation, biological process: tetrahydrofolate biosynthetic process; tetrahydrobiopterin biosynthetic process. Gene Ontology annotation, molecular function: GTP cyclohydrolase I activity; GTP binding; zinc ion binding. Bases 1 to 732 code for a protein of 243 amino acids. The transcript has a single exon. The record is from RefSeq and is a predicted model, not a curated record.